AAGAAAUGUAUUUAAAACUGUCUGAUAAAUUCGAACGGUGUCACGAAAAGUACAUAAAUAAACUGAUUUCAAGCUAAACCUAAAAUACAAACUUCAUUUUGUUACAAUUGCCCCUCUUCUAAACAUUUUGAGUUCAUUUACGUUUUAGAAUUUGGUAUUCUUUGAAGAUGAUGAUUGUUUUGGUCUUAGUUCUUCUCGUCAAAACAGCUCUAUCGGGCAGUCCAUGUCCUCCGAGGGAAAACAUCUAUCCUUGCAGCUGCCUCAAUAUCAAAGCACAAGGAUCCAUGAUUAAAACUGUUGUACAAUGCCAUCGUUUGCAUGACAAAGAUACCUUAGGUUUCGUCUUCCAUUCUCUGAAAUCAGUGAAUCUAGAUUACUUCACUUUAUACGAUUCAUUCUGGAAUGCUGAAAUCUCAACAAACAAAGACACUAACCCGAAAGCUUUUCCUCGUGAUUGGUUGACUUCACUUCGAAGUAAAUCGAUUGAAAUUAUUGACACGUCAUUGCCACCUUGUUUCGCAUGCAAUUUCAAGUCACCCUGCAAGAACUUCGAAACAACUAGAUUUGUGACAGUAAAUAGUACAAGCUCGUCUAAUCUUUGUCCACUAUGCCCAACCGGACGAAACAAUUCAUACCCAUGGAUCAACUGCAUGAACAAGUUGCAAGAACUUGUCUUAAUCCGAGGAAAAAUUGAAACUCUGGGUGCUGAUUUUUUUCCAAAAAGAUUAGAAUCAUUAAAGAAAUUAAAUUUGUCCCAUAACGAGAUAAGAUUGAUAAAUCCUAGAGCUUUUCAAGGUCUUGACACACUACUAAGCAUGGAUUUGUCUCAUAAUCGAAUAGAUUCGUUGCAGAAUAUGUUCAUAAAUCCUAUGAAGUUGUAUUACCUUGAUGUCAGUUGGAACAAAAUUGAAAAUCUGGAUGCUACGUUCUUCAUAAAAUUACCAAAUCUGAAAUUACUCUUUGCAAGAAGUAAUCAUAUUGCACAAUUACAAGAAGAGCAUUGGAAAAAUCUUCCCAUAACCCUGACAUUCGCCGAUCUUGCAGAUAAUCCUAUAAAGUGUAACUGCAACAUGAAAUGGGUGAACUCAACGAUUCCCCAAAAAACUUAUUUGAAAGGUCACUGUUCAAGAGACAAAUUCUACACCACCAGAAAUCUGAAAUUAAAUAUCAAGUAUUUUCUGCAAUGGUGCGAGAAGAUAAACAAGACCACGACUGUGAAACCGAAGCAGAAACAAAACUCGAUGCUACUUGUAAACAAGAGUGAAGCAACAAACAAGGUUGAACAAAUAAUGCAUAUUAAUUGAAAAUUUUAAGCUAUACUUAAAUAUAUAAUGUUGUAAAAUUUUAAUGAAAAAAAAAGAGUGUUUUGUUUCUUAAUUUUUUGAUUGCAUUAAUUGGGUGAGUUCUAUGACACUGAGCUAGUACAUCAAUGCAGCAUACAUCCUAUUUAGUUGUCAGAGUAACUUUUCGUAGUAAAAAGCGGCAUUGACUGUUCGCAAUUUAGAACUUGUCAAGUUUUAACAAGCAUGUCAAACAAUCCUACUCUCAUGCCGUCUUAAUUUGUUAGGUGAAUUAUUUUCAUUUUCCGUAUUUAAAAUAACUUUAGAAAAAAUAACUAUAAGAUUGCAUAACAGAAAACAAUAUUUAAUUCGCUGCACUCGUAAUAGGCUAAUCUGAUCAACUAUCAAAUUCUUAAUUUUCAAAUGCAUAUUUUACAUGAAUUUUCAUUACAAAUAAGAAAAAAUAUGUUUAUGCACAUUGCCAUAUUAUAUUUUGAAUCACAAAUAAAAAUCCGUCGUUAAAAUAAUUUAUUUAACACUUAAUUAUUUAUUUAUACGAGUAUUUAAAGGACACUCUCUUACGUUUAAACUGACUGAACUUUUUUAACUAUUCACAGGCGUGAACCUGAAGUGCUGUCCGUUAACUCUGUGUCCUAGAAUUUGUCUAGAGAUUUGUGCUUAUUUGAUUUCUUUUUAUGAAUUUUAAUGAAACAUAAUAAAAUAUUCAAAUUAAA
Messenger RNA from Parasteatoda tepidariorum (common house spider), 2014 nucleotides. RefSeq lists its product as uncharacterized. Lineage: Eukaryota; Metazoa; Arthropoda; Arachnida; Araneae; Theridiidae. Gene Ontology annotation, molecular function: protein binding. The record is from RefSeq and is a predicted model, not a curated record.